AAUCUGACACUACGGACACAACAAGGCGUUACACUUGACAGGUGUCAGUUUUGUCAGAACCUGCAGCGAAUGAUCAAAAUAAAUACACACAGGGUGUGCGAUGCGAUUGAUCUUACGCAAAAGCUGAUUCAUUCUGAUUGUAGACUAUUGAUGGACGAGAGGCAGAGAAUCAGUGGAAUAUUCCAAGCUGAAAAAAUUUUGAUCUAUUUUUCUCAACGGAAUUAUCAUAGGCUGCAAUUCUGCAGAUUGAUAACCUGUUCCUACUGAGUUUGACUCCUAUUUAUUUGUCCUGAAAUGGCAAAGGUAUACCUACCUGAUCAGGAGCUUGAAACUAAGGUGAAAAAAGCCACAGAGAGGAUAUCUGAAAAUAUGCAUAUAGUGGCCAACGAGCCAUCUCUUGCCUUUUAUCGUCUUCAGGAGCAUGUUAGGAAGGCAUUGCCACCUAUGGUCGAAAGACGUGUUGAAGUUUUAGUGCUUCAGCAGCAGCUACAAGGGCGCUGUUACGACGCCGAGUAUGCUGUAAGUGCUAUCAAGGCAAUGGAAGGGGCAGGAAAAAAUUAUGACAAUACCUUGGAUCUCAUUAAGAAUGCGAUAUUCUACAAACAACAAUUGAAGUAUCAAGAACAGCGCAGACUGAAGAAAGAUGGCUCCAAGGACUCGGUCUACAAGAGGCUUUCAGCUCAUAUUCCAACUCUGGAACACUUGCCUGAUGAGAUAUCAGACGUCGUUAGAGAGACUGCAAAUAAAGUUGAAUCUAUGAUGAACCAUGCCAGGCACUCCACCGACGCUCAGAAGAAUUCUAAUUGAUAAUUUCUCUUUUGAAUCGUUGAUGGAUUCAUUCAAUUCUGUAUAUACCAAAUCAUUCAGGGCAUCAUCUGCUUCGAUACUUGAAUUUUUUUUAUCUUAUAUUCUCGUGCUUGCUUAGUGUUCAAAUAUAUGAUUCCUUGCAGCAA
This is a messenger RNA of Neodiprion fabricii, 953 nucleotides long. RefSeq names its product BLOC-1-related complex subunit 8 homolog. The record is from RefSeq and is a predicted model, not a curated record. Lineage: Eukaryota; Metazoa; Arthropoda; Insecta; Hymenoptera; Diprionidae. Bases 295 to 807 code for a protein of 170 amino acids. Gene Ontology annotation, cellular component: BORC complex. The transcript has 2 exons.